This is a messenger RNA of Zasmidium cellare ATCC 36951, 1689 nucleotides long. RefSeq lists its product as uncharacterized. The record is from RefSeq and is a predicted model, not a curated record. The coding region runs from base 1 to 1689 and encodes 562 amino acids. Lineage: Eukaryota; Fungi; Ascomycota; Dothideomycetes; Mycosphaerellales; Mycosphaerellaceae. The transcript is spliced from 4 exons.
AUGGACUGGAAAUCGAUCGCGCAAGAACGACAGGACCAUCGCAGCAAAACCAUCGCAGCUGUCGAACCGCCUGUGCCGGAGAUACCCAAAGACCUGCCAUCGAAUGUCACUGGGAUACCUCGAAAACUGCUCCCUGAGGAUGUCAUAACCAUCACAGAAACUGGUCCAGAGAUCCUGCUGCAGCAACUCGCUUCACAGAAAUUGACCUGCACCGCUGUAACCAAAGCUUUCCUCCAACGAGCCGGGCUUGCCUCAAGAUUGACGAACUGUGUCACCGAACUCCUGCCCGAUCGAGCACUCAGCAGAGCCAAGUAUCUUGACGAUUAUCUCCAUGAACAUGGCAAGCCCAUCGGACCUCUACACGGCCUUCCCAUCAGCGUCAAGGAACACAUCGGCAUGAAAGGUCUGGAUCAGAACGGUGGUUUCAUUUCCUGGGUUGGCCGAGUUGCUCCAGACGAUGCCAUCAUUUUGAAACUCUUGUGGAACGCUGGGGCGGUGUUCUAUGCCAGGACGACGGAACCGCAGACGUUGAUGCAUCUUGAGACGUCGAAUAAUAUCUACGGGGUCACGGUCAAUCCGUAUAAUUCGAAGUUGACGAGUGGUGGCAGCAGCGGUGGCGAAGGAGCGCUGCUGGGGAUGAAGGGCAGCUGUGGAUCGAUCCGUGUUCCUGCAGCGAACAAUGGAGUCUUCGGACUCCGUCCUACAUCGUAUCGAUUGCCUCUGCACGGCAUUGUCGCAACAAUGGUCGGUGAAGAACUCAUCAUCCCCGUUGUCGGACCACUAGGACAAAGCCUCGAAGGCAUCAAACUCUUCAUGAAAAGCAUAAUCGACCAACAACCAUGGCUCUACGACCCAUCUCUCGCCCCCUUCCCCUGGAAAGACGCCUCGAAAGCCACCCUCCUCCGCCAAGGUCCAGACGGCCGCCGCAAACUUCACAUCGGCCUAAUGCCAGACGACGGCAUCGUCAAACCCCACCCACCCAUCCUACGCGGCAUCCAAACCCUCGUCGACAGAAUCAAAGACCACCCAGAUAUCGAAAUCAUCGACUUUCCACCUUACAAGCACGACGAGGGCUGGCGCAUCAUCUCGACCCUCUACUUCGCUGACGGUGCCGUCGAAGAGUAUGAAGCGAUCGAUUCGUCUGGCGAACCCUGGCGGCCGUUGAGUAACUGGAUCAUCAAGGAGAAUCCCAACGUCAAGACGUACACGCUCGACCAGAGCUGGAAACUUACACUGGAGCGCGAGGGCUACAAAGCGGCGUACGCGAGUCACUGGAACAGCGUGGGCACAGGCUCGUCUGGAGGACCCGGAAGUCCGGACGCGGGUCAGGUCCAAGAUAAGAUGGUCGAUGUGAUCCUUUGUCCGGCUGGUGCUGGAGCCGCGCCACCGCUCGACUGUACGAGGUACUGGUCAUACACCAGUCAGUGGAAUCUGCUCGACUACCCUGCGGUGGUCUUCCCAACAGGCCUUGCCUGUAGUUCCGAGGACCAAGCCGAGAAGGACUAUCCACCGAGAAAUGAGCAGGAUGCGUAUAACCAUAAGCUUUAUGACCCAGCCACAUACGCCGAUGCGCCCAUCUCGUUGCAGCUGGUCGGGCGCCGCUAUGAAGAUGAGAAGGUCAUCGAGGCACUCGAGAUGAUUUUGGAUGUUGCCGGAUUGCCGAAGAUAUCGACAGAUUCGAAGAUUUAG